UCUGAUUUGUGGUGGGUGUUCUUAAUUUUUUUUGGUUAUUUCAAUCCUUAUUUUUCAAGAUUUCUAUGAAUUGUUACCUUCUAGAUUAUAGUGUUUAAUUUUUUAUUGGAUUUUGAACAUUUUUUGAUUUUGUAUUUGAUGAGUGUUAUUUUUUUUAAUUGGAUUUUGAACAUUUAUUUAUUUUGUGUUUGCGCUUCCAAUUUCUUCACCUGGAAUUGGGUAUAUAUUCGAGAAGGAGUAUAAUUUGUGGGUACGUUCUUGUUCAAACCUUCAUUUUCUGGUAUAAUUCGAGAAGGAGGAGUAUACUUUGUGGUUUCAUUGCCUGGUUGCUGACAUUGAGUGUGAGUUUUGGUUUGGCCUGGUUGCUGACUGUCAGUUUGUGUGUUUGAUUUGCAACUUCUAUUUCUUCGAGCAGAAUUUGAUCACGAUUUGAGCUGUUGAAGUAUGGGAGUCCAAUUGAACAGUUGCCUGAUUGGCUUCAAUCCGCCAAGAUUCUUCAGUAUUUCAUGAAUUCAGAUUGUGCCAAGUUGAAACGGUUGAAUCUUGUGCAACACCUUGUAUCUCUUGAAGAAAUCUUUAUCUACAAUUGUCCAAUGCUGCGGUCUCUACCGAAAGCGUUUUACACACUGCCUGACCUGCGCCUACUCGACGUCAGAAACUACGCCAACUUAACUUAUGCACUCAAGGAAUGGUUUUCCAACAUUCAGGUAAUUACUCAAGUGCACUCACUUAUUAUUAGCCUUAGUUUGACAGAUCCUACAAAUCUGUUUCAGAAUUAAUUUUUUUUCAUGUGACUGCAAAUCUGUGAUCUCAACUAUACUUCUUUCUUAAGUAGGAGAAGUUUGGUGCUCAUACUCCAUCUCUCUCUUUAGUGGCUAGUCCUGCUAAAACAAGCUUAUCCUCGUCUUAUUUCAGUUCAAAUUCUAAAGGUAAUAGUCAAUAAGUCUGGGAAGACUCCUUGUAUUGAGAACGAAAAUUAUAAUUUGUAGUUUCAAUUCUGAGUAUUGAGUCGGCAAUUACAAUUUGCUUUUCAAUUAGCCAAUUGUGAAGAUAAGUGCGAAAUUGGCUCACCUUCGAGGAGUUUGAACCGUUUUAGAGGUAAGACGUAGUUUUUAAUUGUAUUAAUUAUGCUUUAUUUCCUUUUCAUUACUGCCUCCAACCCUCAAUCCAGAUGAAGUUGGCAUUUCGAAAGUGGGUCUUCUAGUACUACUAGGGUUCAUCAAAUUGGGAUGUUCACACUGGCUUGAUAUUGUUUUUAGGUAAUUUUACAGUGAUAUGAUCUAACGGAGGUGCAAUAUUUGCAUAUUGUUAAGGAUUUUCUAAGACUAGUAACUUAGGAUAGUGGCUGUGUCAUGACCGUACUUGAGGGAGUUGUAAUUAGGGAUUUAGUUUUCUAUUUGGGUGAAUUUCAAGCUAAGCGAAUCGAUUUUGAUGUAUCCUAUUCAAAAUUUUCAUAUGAAUUAGGUUUUUUAAUUGCGCUGAAUGCUUCUUUUGUGUGCAAUUGAUGUUAAAUUGAUGAUAUUCAAUAUAUGAACUGUCAAUCAGGAGUUCAUGAAUGAAUGAUUUGGUUCACAACAUACCUCGAUCUCCAUCUCUGGAAUGAGUUGCAUCUCAAUUUAGUUACUAAUUCUCUUUUCUAUCAAGAUCGAAUAUUUUACACUGUUUUGUGAGUAAUUGUUGGAAGUUUGAACUGUUUUAAAUGUUAUCAGGUUUAUGAGCCAAAAUUAAUAUAUCCUAGCUUGUUUCAGGCACAAUUAUGUUGAUUUCCUCUCUGGUAGACCCUUCUUUUCCUUGUUUAAGUUGACUGUGUUUUUCCCUUGAUGAUGUAGGCUGCAGUAGUUGGUCCAGGAAACGAACUGGGAAAACCUAUUGAUGUCAGUAAUGCUUCUGAUCAAAUCUUUGGUCUUGUGCUGAUGAAUGACUGGAGUGCUAGAGAUAUUCAGGGGUGGGAAUACAUGCCUCUUUGACCUUUCCCGGGGAAGAGUUUUGGUACAACAAUCUCACCAUGGACACUCUGGAUGCUCUGGAUCCUUUGCUAGUGGUGUCCUAGAACAAGAUCCUCCUUCUUUUCCAUAUUUGGCUGAGAAGACAUCGAAAAACUAUGAUAUACAAUUGGAGGUUCAACUGAAACCCGCUGGGCAGGAGCCUUGUGUAGUGACAAAGAGCAACUUUAACAUUUGUUAAUCUAAUUGGCCAGCGGUAUUGCUAUUAUGCUAUUUAUCCAUUAAUCUGAUGCACAUGAAUCAUUUAUGGUUGUCUUGAAUUGAUACUUGGAUUAAUAUCACAUUCCUUCAAUAGCCUCCUUCUUGCUGCCAACCUGAAACCCAGGAAAUAAAUUCCUUAUAUUUGGUUCCUAGUCUUAUAUUUCAUCUGUUGUUUCUUUCCUUAUGCCAUUAUCAGAUUCAUCUGUUGUUUGUUUCCUUAUGCACAUAUACAGCUCCUGUUAUAUUAGAUUUAUUUCUUGCUGUUUAUUUUUGGACCUAUUUUUCUAGUGCUAUAUUUAACAUCCUGGUAUUUGCACCAUUGUUUAUGUUUGAUGUUUAUAUCCUAGAGUUCCUAUCUUGAGCCACAGUGAAGUUGAUUCCGUCAAACAAGAAUUUGUUUCUAAAUAAGUUGCAAGAUUUUUAUGAGCUGGUAUAUUGACAUGCGAGACGAUUGUUGUAUUCAUUUGGUGACUUUGCAGUCUACUUUUCAGUUGGAUCUUGAUUUCCUGUCUCCUGAAAGCUUAGAGCAGGCAACGAAACUGUCUGAAGUGAAGAGAUACAGUGUCUUACAAUGAUGAAAUGCCUUCUUGUUACGUUCUAGUUUUACCCAUUAACGUUAAUAGAAGUAUUAUUAUCUUCUAAUUUUGAAUUAUAAGCAGCAAAUUUAUUAAGCUAGUAGAAGGAUUUAUUAAGCUGAAUUAUAAGGAUGUACUUCAGCUAAAUAAGGAUGUACAAGUUGUAGGAAGGAAGUACAGGAUUAAGCUGAAUUAUAAUACAGGAAGUACAGGAAGCUAGUAGAAGAUUUAUUAAGCUGAAUUAUAAGAGCUAGCUGAAUUAAUUUAUUAAUAUUAAUUUAUUAAGUCAAUAUAAGCAGUAGAUUUAAUAAUGUACUUCAUGUACUAGCUUGGCACAUCCUUCUAAACCCUCUUAAUAAAGGCCUUAUCGUUGUUCAUGUAAUUCUUGUACUGCAUGCGCUUGGCACAUCCUUUGUUUCAUCUUCACUUGAGUUCUUGUAAUGCAAUGUCUGGUUAUGCUUUACAUUAUUAUGGAUGUUGGAUCUUACUAAAUUUAUACUUC
Spinacia oleracea (spinach) is the source of this 3281-nucleotide messenger RNA. RefSeq lists its product as uncharacterized. The record is from RefSeq and is a predicted model, not a curated record. Gene Ontology annotation, biological process: homogentisate catabolic process; L-phenylalanine catabolic process; L-tyrosine catabolic process. NCBI's taxonomy places the organism in Eukaryota, Viridiplantae, Streptophyta, Magnoliopsida, Caryophyllales, Amaranthaceae. Bases 1918 to 2184 code for a protein of 88 amino acids. The transcript is spliced from 6 exons. Gene Ontology annotation, molecular function: fumarylacetoacetase activity.